Candidula unifasciata is the source of this 613-nucleotide messenger RNA. The record is from the annotation of a GenBank genome assembly. NCBI's taxonomy places the organism in Eukaryota, Metazoa, Mollusca, Gastropoda, Stylommatophora, Geomitridae.
AUGACGGAUUAUAAAGAGGAACAAAGAAAUGAAAUCGAAGCAUUACAGUCCAUAUACCCUGAUGAAAUCGAAAUUGUAUCUGAAAAACCGUAUUACACAUUCAAGUUGAGUGUUCAGCCUCAGAAUGCUGAAAACUUUCCUGAUCAUGCAAUGUCUGCCGUGAUAGCCUUUACCUACACCGAGGACUACCCAGACUCGGCACCUAUUAUGCAGUUUGACUCCACUGAGAAUAUGGAUGAUGCCCAGCAGGACUCUCUCAUGGAGUUCAUGAAGUCUCAGGCAGAAGAGAAUCUAGGAAUGGCAAUGAUUUUCACCAUAGUCUCUGCAGUGCAGGAGAGGCUGACUGUGAUGAUGGAACAGGCUGCUAAGGAUGAAGAGGAUGCAGAAGAAAGAAAAAAGAUUGAGGAAGAGGAAGCAGAGAUGAAAAGAUUUGAGGGUACACGGGUAACUGUAGAGACAUUUAUGGCAUGGAAAUUGAAGUUUGAUGCAGAAAUGGCAGAACUGAGAAGGCUUAAAGGACUUGGAGAUGCUGGCAACAAAAAACCUACAGGCAAGGAACUGUUCUUGUCUGACAACUCCAUGGUGGAUUCUGAUGUCAAGUUCUUACAGUCAG